UUCUUGAAUGACUAAAUGUUUCUUUUGACUUUGUUCUUCGGCUGUUUCGAUCCAAAGAUGAGUAAAGAAGGGAACGAAGACCAGAAGCUGCAUCGACCUGCUCCUCAUCUUAACGAGAGGAUUCUCUCAUCCUUGUCAAGACGUUCUGUAGCAGCACAUCCAUGGCAUGAUCUUGAGAUUGGACCUGGAGCUCCACAGAUUUUCAACGUGGUUGUGGAGAUCACAAAAGGAAGCAAGGUCAAAUAUGAACUUGACAAAAAGACAGGACUCAUCAAGGUUGAUCGUAUUCUGUACUCAUCAAGUCAAAUAUUGGAUUAAUGCCUAUGAUUGA
This is a messenger RNA of Camelina sativa (false flax), 331 nucleotides long. Its product is annotated as soluble inorganic pyrophosphatase 1-like. NCBI's taxonomy places the organism in Eukaryota, Viridiplantae, Streptophyta, Magnoliopsida, Brassicales, Brassicaceae. Gene Ontology annotation, cellular component: cytoplasm. The record is from RefSeq and is a predicted model, not a curated record. Gene Ontology annotation, molecular function: inorganic diphosphate phosphatase activity; magnesium ion binding. Gene Ontology annotation, biological process: phosphate-containing compound metabolic process.